Messenger RNA from Solea solea (common sole), 6360 nucleotides. RefSeq names its product zinc finger MYM-type protein 4-like. The transcript is spliced from 29 exons. The coding region runs from base 85 to 4950 and encodes 1621 amino acids. NCBI's taxonomy places the organism in Eukaryota, Metazoa, Chordata, Actinopteri, Pleuronectiformes, Soleidae. Gene Ontology annotation, molecular function: zinc ion binding. The record is from RefSeq and is a predicted model, not a curated record.
CCACAGACACGCAAAUGUGGCUUGCCCGUACUGGCUGAGGUACGGGAUUGUUGAGAAGCGCGGCGUCUGCGGCAAUCUCAAAACAUGGCGGAUUCUGAACAAUUCAGACUUAAGCGGUUAAAGCAUGAGCAGCAUCUGUCCAGAGUGUUUGAUGAAGUCAUGGGGCUCGGAGACUUUGCUGAAUCCUCCAGAGGUUCUGCCAGUUCUUCCAGGAGUGGAGGUCAGGACGAGACAAAAGAAGUAGAUGAAACGUCAGGAAAAGAAGAAGAAGAAGAAGAGGAGGAAGAAGAAGAAGAGGAAGAAGAAGAAGAUAGUAAUUCCAGUAAACAAGAGGAAAAGAUUGAAGAGCCAGUGGAAGAGCCAGUGGAAGAGCCAGUAGAAGGGGCAGUGGAAGAGCCACCUUUUCCUCCCAUUUCGUCAUCUUCUUCUGACCAACCAUCUUUGUUUACCAUGAGAAGGAAAAAGGGAGGCGGAAGUGGUGGUGCAGCAUUUGAUGAUGCACUGGAUGGUCUUCCUAUGUAUGGGCCAGAAGAAGAAGAUGAGGAUUGGCACUUCGCCUUGCCCGCGGGUUCCCUGGAGGAUGUCGAUCUGGAAAAGAAAAAAAGACAAAUGCAAGCAGAAGAGGGGAACAACUCAAGUGUUGAUGAUUCCUCUGCCCCUGAGCCCAAAGGAGAGGAGCAGGAGGUACAAGAAAAGGGAGAAAGCACCGAGUCUGCCAACACUUCACACUCCUCACAGGACCCCACACCAGAGAACAGCAGAGAUACAGGCAUCCUGAACCAGGGAGAGGACACAGAAGACAGUCAGGAGGGAGAGAGGUCAGCAGCUGGAGCAGAGUACAGUAAUCCCCCAAUGUCUCCAACUGUUAAUAUUAAAGAUGAGCCCAUUGAUGAGGGCUACGACGCCGCUUUACUCCCUCAGAGUAGCAUCAAGCAGAUCAAAGAGGAGCUGGAGCAUCAGGAGGAGGAGCUUAGAAUCAGCUCUGUCUACUCUGUAGGAGGAGCAAACACCUUUGUGGCCCCUACUGUGCCACCGGUAAUCUCAGCCCCACCUUCAACAGCCAUUUUUAUUCCAGGUAGAGGAGCCGUCCUACAAGCGAUGGCUUCCCUUCCUGUCAGACCGACCGCUCAAAUCACAACUUCACUACCCACUCUGGUUCCAGCGCCCCCACGGCCCCCUCUGCCCCCUCUGCCCGCUGUACCAGGAAGUGUUCGCUGCAGCGGCUGCUCGAAGGUUCUGCUGAAAGGCCAAACAGCUUUCCAAAGAAAAGGUUCAACGCAGCUCUUCUGCUCUACCGUCUGUCUAACUGGACAUCUGCCUCUGGCCGCCAAGAACAAAAUCUGUUCCCAGUGCAACAAGGAAAUCCUUCAGCCCCGGGACAUGAUCACGAUUCCGUCGGACGGAAACACCUACCUGAACUUUUGUGGCCAGUUCUGUCUGUCUGUCUUCAGGCACAAGAAGAAAAACGACAAGAUUCCUGACAAGCGGCUGGAGAAGAAGCCAGGGGAGAAAGUGCCUGAGAAGCCUCCAGAGCGGCAGUUGGAGAAACCUUUUUGUAGUGUCUGCAGAGUCACCGGGAGGAUUGAGCAUGAAGUCACCCAUCAAGGUCGCCUGCACAGACUGUGUAGUGAUGCUUGUUUUGUAACAUGGCGCAAGAUUCGUCAGUUAGCCAUGAACUGCUGUGAGGGCUGUGGACUUUACUGUAAUAGUAACUCAGGCUCCUGUCAGACACUCACAGUUGACAGAACUGAGCUGCACUUCUGUGGCCCCACCUGCAUCAGCACCUACAAACCGAGCUGCAGAAAGACAAUCGAGUGUGUCCACUGUUGCAAGAGGGUCGUGGUGUCCUCCACCAUCAUGGAAAGGGACCAAAAGGGCAAAGUUCAACUUUACUGUUCAUCUGCUUGUGUGGUAAAGAGUCGACCAACACGACAUACUCUCAGUGGGACGGCAUUCCCAUGCUCCCUCUGCAAAGUGUCAGCUGUUCCUCAGUAUCACCUGGCCAUGGUGGACGGCACCAUCCGUAACUUCUGUUCCUAUGACUGUGUUACUUUAUUCAGGAAAUCCGGGCAGAUCUCUCACCUAGACCUGACCAAUGGAACCUCCUCUCUCAGGGAUGGCCCCAAAACUGGACUUUCUGCUGGAGCUGGCUCGGUCCCGCCAAACCCUCAGGACAACUCAUCUUCAGCCCCCUACACAAGCCCUUAUCCCAGUCAUACCUCAGUGCCCCCACUAGUGCCUCCGUACCCAGCCAUGUCCUCCCCCACCGUCCCAGGACAAGACCAGGCCAGAGCACCUGCUCUGCCCCAGAAACUGACAGAAGGUGGAAAAGGUGUCCCCACGAAACUGACCUGCCAUCAGUGCAGCAGCCAGUUCAACACUAAGCCACAGCUGUAUAGUCACCAAGGUCGUAUUUCUGUCUUCUGCAGUGUUGCGUGCUCUCAACAGUAUAAAAUCCAGAAGAAUAUCCUGGCACAGUGCGAGUCCUGUAAACAAGAGAAGGUGCCGUUUGACAUAUUCAACUACAACCAACAGGACGUGGUCCUCUGCAGUGAAACCUGUCUACGGCUCUUUAAACAGGGACAGAAGGUUCGUUACAAGGAUCAUCCAUGGCUUUCUUGCUCUUACUGCUGUGGUAUCAGCUACAAGAUGCUGCACAGCCACUAUGGAGGCAAGAUUGAGGAAUUCUGUAAACCCCACUGCAUGUCCCAGUACACUGUACUCUUCUAUGGGAUGGGGAGAUGUGACAGUUGUAGGAAACAGGGCUACAUGACGGAGAAGCUGCAGUGUUUGGGUUCAGUCCGUAACUUCUGUAACCUGCCCUGCCUCCUGCAGUACUGCCACUAUCAUUUUGAGCCAAACCAAAACACCAGCUGUAACGGUACAGAAAAAGCCCCACAGACGCCAUAUGCUCCAACCCAGCCGUACCACUCCUCAGAGAUGAAUCCUGUCAUAGCUGGUGUCAUCUCAUUGGCCAGUGGCUCUGCCACUCAGCCCAGUAUGUCAGCAGAUACUGCUCUGACUGGAACACUUCCAAACUCCAGCACUGACAGCAAGAACCUUGACCACGCCAGUACUCAGACUGAUGCCAUGCGUGUGCCUGUGCCCCGACGACGUCAGAUGAAGAACAAGUCGGUUCUGUGUCGACCCUUCACUGUGGACCAGGAGAGCAUGUGUGAGCUGCCCGCAGCGUCCACUGAAUCAGAAGCGACUUCCUCGGAGAGAGAGGAGAAAGUGAAGGUGGUGAUGAUUCCGGUCCCGGUCCCAGUCCCAGUCUUCAUCCCAGUGCCUAUGAACAUGUACUCCCAACACACGCCUCUACCCGUGGUCCUGCCCGUGCCUUUUCCUGUGCCCUUGGUUGCACCACCACAAAACAAGGACAUGAAAGAUGCAGCUGUGAAGUCUGAGCCUCUGGCUGUGGAUGAAGUGAAGCUCAAUGCUCAGCCUGUUGUUAGUGCAGACCAGAGCAGCUGCAGUCAAGACACGCGGUCUCAAGUGAAGAUGUGUGAAGACGAGGACGCUCGGCAAAAAGCAGCGGACGCUCAUCGGCCUUUGACUGCAAGUUUAGAGACGAGCACAGAGACUGUUGAUGCACAACCUGACACACAGCCAGAGACACACGCAGACACACAGCAAGACGCACAAACAGACUCACAACCUGACAAACGGCUAGAGUCCCAGCCAGACACACAAUCAGACUCGCAUCCUGACACUCAGCCUGACUCACAAUCAGAGAGACAGCCAGACUCACAACCAGACACAAAGCCGGACACUCAGCCAGACUCACAGUCAGACACCACAAUGGCAACUGAACCACCGCCUACCACCAGCGCUGAGCCUCAACCUCCACUGUCUCCGAUGAUGGACCUGGAGACUGACUUCCCGUCUGAACCAGUUGCUCAGAAGUCCUCGGCUCCAAAGCGAGGAGUGAAGAGAGCCAGAGAGGGUUCAUCCAGCAGGAAACGGGGACGAAGGCGGAACGUGUCUGUGGAGCGCAGUGCAGUGGAGAUUCCACCCGGAGCCAAACUCAACCACCUGUAUGGUGUUAAAGCCUGGAAGAGCUGGGUCCAACAACGCAACACACAACCGCCAGAGUCCAAUCAGGUGGACAUUAAAGAAGACAUCCUUCAGUGUGACUCUGCUGAGCUGAGCUUUGCUCUGUCUCGCUUCAUCAGAGAAGUGCGGCGGCCCAACGGAGAGACUUACAGCCCGGACAGCAUCUUCUACCUCUGUCUGGGGAUACAGCAGUAUCUGUUCAUGAAGGGACGGAUAGAGAACAUCUUCACCGACGAGCUCUACGUUCAGUUUGCCACUGAGAUCAGUGGAAUGCUGCAAAACUGGAAGCCCAAAUUACUACAGAGCGGCGACAUCGUCUCCUCUCGCGUUGAAGAAGCGUACCUGUGGGAGUGUAAGCAGCUCGGCGCCUACUCGCCCAUCGUGCUCCUCAACACGCUGCUCUUCUUCUUCACCAAAACCUUCCACCUGAACACGCUGCAGCAGCACCAGAACGUCUCCUUCGUCAACUUCACGCGCUGCUCGCGACCCUGCAGCCGAGCGGGCAAAGUCUUCUACCUCCAGUACCGCGGCGGCGGCUCUGCAGCGGCGCGGCGCGACGACACAGAGCGGCUCAGGAAGAGGCCGACGGAGAGCGAGGGACACCUGGAGAUUCUGGAGAAUGUCGCCAACCCUCUGCACUGUCCCGUCAGACUCUACGAGUUCUACCUGUCCAGAUGCCCAGAGUCAGCGAAGAAGAGGUCGGACGUUUUUUACCUGCAGCCUGAACGGGACGUCCACACACACAGUCCACACUGGUACACGUCUCAACCUUUAGAGGGCGCCACUCUCCAGAGCAUGCUCACACGCAUCCUGGCCGUCAAAGAGGUUCACCAGGCGCACGGAGCGGCCCAGCGUCCGACCUCGGGCUGCUCCGGUGACAGCAGCUCACAGUGAGAGGGUGAGAUCAGGUACGGCCCACAGAGAUUUCACAGAGGUCAGAGGUCAGAGGUCGUCCUCCUCCUCCUGCUCACAAAAACUCACUAUGAACGACGAGCAUGGAAAAGUGAGCUCUUUUUUUCCUCGACUCUCAGUCAUGUGACGUAGAUGCUGUUCAUGACAGUGUGAGAGGGACAGUAAACGAGAGAGGAGCGACGCGUCCACGCGGCGUCCUCUGUCUUUACAUUGUCUCCAUCUUAUCAGUAUGAGGUCGUUUGUGGACUGAAUAUAAUAAACAACAGACGAUGAGAGGACGGCAUUUGGAGCAGGUUUUUUAAUAAUUCAGGUGAAGAUCCGCUGUCAUUUUGAUAAAAUUCAUCACGUUGGCUGAGUAAAGACCUGAUUUACUAUGUUGUUAAACCAUCAUACGUCACUAGGGCUGCAACAAUUGUUAUUACUAUUUUGAUAAUGGAUUAUUUCAGUUUUUCAGCUGCUUCAAUGUGAAUAUUUUCUGGUUUCUUUUCUGCAUUUGACAAAGAAAUGAUUAAAAAUGAGAAUAUCAUCAUUUCCAGGUUUGGGAAACAGCGAUCACCACAAUAUUUAAUGGACCAAACAAAUACUCGAUUAUUCGAUGAUGAUGAUAAUGUUUAGUUGCAGUAAACUUUUCUGAAAUAGAAACUCGCUGUGCCUCUUAAACCCUUAAACACGUUAAAUCUCCUAUUAUUUUGUUCCACUUUCAUUUUCUCCAUCCCUCUCAACAACAUGUGUUUAUGUAUUAUAUCUGCUUUCAUUCCCUUCAGUGUCUCUUGCCAUAAUCUUCUGUACAGGGAUGAUAUUCCUUCUUUUAUUCCAUUGACUUUAUUCUAAUGGUCUAUAUGUGUUUUUUAAUGGUGACGUGUGUUUUUCUCAGUAUUAUGACAGUGUUUUUUUGCUCAUUCUGUAAAUGUUACUGUACAGACAGUCCUGGUGACACACACACACACACACACACACACACAACAUUUCUGUCCAUACAAACCAUAAAUUCCAUGAAACAGUGGUGAGUGCCCUGUUGUCGCACAAUUUUACCUUUUAUUUUAUUUUUUAAACUACGCUCUUCAGAUUUCAUAUCAGAAAAUGUUAACUUGUGUUUCUUUUUUGUGAAAAUAAACACAUUUGUCGUUUUUUUGUCAUAGAGGCCGACGUGCCUUUACUCUUUUCCCCUUGUGUUAAAAUAGAGUAAUAAGCAGGAGAAAUAGCAGCAGUCUGACGUUUGUGUCACUGCUGUUUUCUCAUUAAGUUGAAAAAUACAAGAUUUAUUCCUUCUUCCCUGGUUGCGAGGCAGUGGAUUUCUAUUCAGAGCAUGAAGAAAAUGAAAUGUGACGUUGAAUUUUGUGCAGUUUUGAAACAAUGGGUUUUAUAAAAAAUGUAUAAAGUUAAAAAAAAACA